UACCGUUUCCUAGGAAACCGGAGCCUAGAUGGCGAAAUCAUCAACCACCAUUUUCCAGACGAGAGAUGUGCAACGUGCCUUCUCCUCCCGUUAUUUAAACGUCAAGUUAAGCGCUCAGCCAAAAGGGAGAAAAAGGUCCCAGUUGAUGGAUUUUGACAUGGACUAUGAGCGGCCAAACGUUGAGACCAUCAAGUGCGUGGUGGUUGGGGACAAUGCGGUGGGGAAGACGCGGUUGAUCUGCGCCCGUGCCUGCAAUGCCACGCUCACACAGUACCAGCUGCUUGCCACUCACGUGCCCACCGUCUGGGCCAUCGACCAAUACCGCGUCUGCCAGGAGGUUUUGGAGCGCUCUAGAGAUGUGGUGGACGACGUCAGCGUUUCCCUGCGCCUCUGGGACACCUUCGGGGAUCACCACAAGGACCGGCGCUUCGCCUACGGAAGGUCGGACGUGGUGGUGCUCUGCUUCUCCAUCGCCAACCCCAACUCCCUGCACCAUGUGAGGACCAUGUGGUACCCAGAGAUCAAGCAUUUCUGCCCACGUGCUCCCGUCAUUCUGGUCGGGUGCCAGCUGGACCUGCGCUAUGCUGACCUUGAGGCCGUAAACAGAGCACGGCGCCCCCUAGCCAGACCCAUUAAGUCCCAUGAGAUCCUGGCACCGGAGAAAGGCCGUGAGGUGGCGAAGGAGCUGGGCGUGCCGUACUACGAGACCAGCGUCGUGGCGCAGUUCGGGGUGAAGGACGUCUUUGACAACGCGAUCCGUGCUGCUCUCAUCUCACGGCGCCACCUGCAGUUCUGGAAGUCGCACCUCCGUAACGUCCAGCGGCCUCUGCUGCAGGCACCCUUCCUGCCUCCCAAGCCCCCGCCCCCUAUAAUCACUGUUCCCCCUGCACCGUCCACCGCUGAGGAGCACCCCGGCCGGCUGCUGGAGGACCCACUGUGCGCCGAUGUCAUCCUGGUCCUGCAGGAGCAGCAUCGCAUCUUCGCCCACAAGAUCUACCUGGCCACCGCCUCAUCCAAAUUCUACGACCUCUUCCUCAUGGACCUGAGUGCAGAGGCACAGGAGGAGGAACAUGAGGAGAAGAAGGAGGUGCUGCCUCGGGGCCCAUCCCUCCACUGCCGGGAACCCCCGGUGCGGGCUGCCAGCUUCGACGUGCGGGACAGCGGUGAGGAGGGCACCCGGGCCGGGCCCCGGGGUUGCACCAGCGACGGUGCGCUGAAAGGGGGCGAUUCGGAAGUGUGCCUCAGGGGUCGCCUGCUGUCCACCUGGAGCCGGGCGUUCGUGAGCAUCCAGGAGGACCUGGUGGACGACCCAGUUACCUACGCGCCGCGGCUCAUGACGGUGGUGCACUUGGAUUCCUCAGUGCUGCUGGGCCCCUUCCGGGCAGUUUUGCGAUACCUCUACACGGGUGAGCUGGACGUGCACGAGAAGGAGCUCAUGCACAUCGCGCACAUCGCCGAGCUGCUCGAGGUGUUCGACCUGCGCAUGAUGGUCGCCAACAUCCUCAACAAUGAGGCCUUCAUGAACCAGGAGAUCACCAAAGCCUUCCAUGUGCGCCGCACCAACAGGGUGAAGGAAUGCCUGGCCAAGGGCACCUUCUCAGAUGUGAUGUUCAAAGUGGACGAUGGUACCAUCCCGGCCCACAAGCCACUGCUCAUUUCCAGCUGUGACUGGAUGGCAGCCAUGUUUGGGGGGCCCUUUGUGGAGAGCUGCACCAAGGAGGUGCUUUUCCCCAACACCACACGCAGCUGCAUGCGUGCAGUGAUGCAGUACCUAUACACUGGGCGCUUCUGCUCGCGGCCAGACCUCGACGCCAUGGAGCUCAUCAUUCUAGCCAACCGCCUCUGCCUCCCUCACCUUGUGGCUCUUACAGAGCUGUACACGGUGACCAUUCUGAUGGAGGCUGCCAUGAUGGGGGCUGACAUCGACGGCGACGUGCUGCUGUACCUUGAGAUGGCUCAGUUCCACCGUGCCCAUCAGCUCACUGAUUGGUGCCUUCACCACAUCUGCACCAACUACAACAGCGUGUGCCGCAAGUUUCCCAGGGACAUGAAAGCUAAAUCCACAGAAAACCAAGAGUACUUCGAAAAGCAUCGCUGGCCACCCGUCUGGUACCUGAAGGAGGACGACCACUACCAGCGAGCGCGGAAGGAGAGGGAGAAGGAGGACUUCUUGUAUCAGAAGCGGCAGUGCAAGCGGAAAUGGCUGUUCUGGAACCUUCCGUCUUCGCCCUCCUCCAGUUCCCCAUCUGGUUCUUCCGCAGUUGUCUGAUCGGUCGCUGUUGGAGAGGUACCACCCUUCGCUCAUGCGACUGGGCCGGACUGUGCUCUGCGAGCUGCACCGAGGCUGGCCAGAUGGACUGAUUCCUUUUGGGCUACAUUAUCCGCAGCCAGCAUCCAGUGUCUGCAACA
Paramormyrops kingsleyae is the source of this 2409-nucleotide messenger RNA. RefSeq names its product rho-related BTB domain-containing protein 2. Gene Ontology annotation, biological process: small GTPase-mediated signal transduction. Gene Ontology annotation, molecular function: protein binding; GTPase activity; GTP binding. The record is from RefSeq and is a predicted model, not a curated record. Lineage: Eukaryota; Metazoa; Chordata; Actinopteri; Osteoglossiformes; Mormyridae.